Brassica napus (rape) is the source of this 555-nucleotide messenger RNA. RefSeq lists its product as uncharacterized. Gene Ontology annotation, molecular function: RNA-DNA hybrid ribonuclease activity; nucleic acid binding. NCBI's taxonomy places the organism in Eukaryota, Viridiplantae, Streptophyta, Magnoliopsida, Brassicales, Brassicaceae. The transcript has a single exon. The coding region runs from base 1 to 555 and encodes 184 amino acids. The record is from RefSeq and is a predicted model, not a curated record.
AUGGGCAAGGCCAUCAGGAGUGCCUUGGAAUGGCAAAACUCCCAGGCUAGCAAAAUCCCCUCUGCUUCGUCUAAAGACUGUCCUACAAAGAAAGCUCCACCGCAAUCUCAGGGUAUGGAAAACGCCUUCUCCUGCUAUUCAGAUGCUGCUUGGAAUAGUAAUUCUUGUGCAGGAGGUUUGGGCUGGAUCUGCUAUAAACCGGAUGGAACAAAGUUGCUUCAGGGCUCUUCGGCGCACCAAAUUAUUGCCUCUGUACUGGUUGCGGAAGCCCUAUCUCUAAACGCAGCCAUUAAAGCAGCUAUCGCACAUGGUGCAAAAGACUUGGUCUGUUUCUCAGACUCAAAAAGUCUAAUCUCUCUGAUCACAGGAAACAUGUCUGUGAUCUCACUUCAAGGGAUCCUCCAUGACAUCGGCGUGUUGAGCCGGUCCCUAUCAUCUAUCUCGUUUAAGUUCGUUAGUAGGAAUGGUAAUGUUGAUGCUGAUAGUCUAGCUAAAUCAGCUCUGUUUUCUGUUUCAAAUUCCCCCUCUGGGAUUGUGAACGAUGUUCCUAGUUAA